Messenger RNA from Mytilus californianus (California mussel), 1184 nucleotides. Its product is annotated as C-type mannose receptor 2-like. NCBI's taxonomy places the organism in Eukaryota, Metazoa, Mollusca, Bivalvia, Mytilida, Mytilidae. The transcript has a single exon. The record is from RefSeq and is a predicted model, not a curated record. Bases 1 to 1110 code for a protein of 369 amino acids. Gene Ontology annotation, molecular function: signaling receptor activity.
AUGAAUGCUAAUGAUCAUACAUACGACGAACCUACUGAAGAGAGAGUAUAUACACAACUUGCAUCCAUUUCAGGUGAUUAUCGAAAGUAUGAUGACUUAAAACCAUCAAGAUCGUAUCACUCAUAUUUUGAACCUCAACCAGAUCCUAAACCAAAUUAUGUAUGCAAAGAUGUGAAAAUCAAAUUUUGGAUAGCAUUCACUACUGUUAUUAUCAUAGGAUUAGUAGCUGGGCUGACGUACAUUGUGAUUCAGUCUCGCUAUAAUACAGAAGUAUGUUUUAAAUCUAACAACAGAGGAAAUUCAGGUUUUCGGGUAUCAGAAAUUAGGACAAAAUGUCCAAAUGACUGGAAGACAUUCGAUGUGUGGUGUUAUAAAGAAUUUUCAGAACGUCGAACAUGGUUUCAGGCACGUGAUUAUUGUCGAAGUAUCGGAACUGAUCUAGUUAGUGUUCAUAACGAAAGGGAAACCAAUUUUCUAAUUACUUAUUUUACACAGACUUUUCAGUGGUUAGGACUCAACAAUUUUCAAAACAAUGGGAAGUAUGUCUGGAGUGACGAAACAAUUUUGAAUUAUACUGAUUGGGGAAAAAACGAACCGAAUAACUUCAAUAAUAACGAGAACUGCACACACCUUUUUAGUUUAAACCCUAGAAAGUGGAAUGACAACAACUGUUUUAUGUCGUUGAGAUUUAUAUGCAAAAUGCAAAUUCAUCCAAGAUGUGGGCCUGGGGAUUGGAUAUAUUACAAUAAUUCUUGUUAUUCAUAUGAUACAUUACUUGUUGUUGAUUUUACAGAGGCCCGUACAUUUUGUAGGAACAAUGGUUCAGAUUUAGUUUUCAUUGGGUCUAAAGAGGAAUAUAAUUUCAUAUUAAGUCAAACUUCUAAACACCAAGGUGCUGAUUUUUGGAUUGGAUUACAGAAACAAAGGAAUCAGACAUACAGAUGGAUAGAUGGCAGUCAUCCUACGUACCUCGCCUGGGGUAUAGAUGAACCCAAAACAGAUAAUAAUUCAUGUGUCAAAUCAUCUACUAUGUAUGGAAAUUGGGAGGGUGAUAGUUGCAGCAAUCAAAAUCGGGUUGUUUGCGAGAAACAAUUACUUAGAAAUAAAUAAAAAAUAUCACUAGUUAGAAAACUGAAUAUUUGUACAAAGUUUUGAAAAUCAAAAAUAUAUUUUACUGAUGCAUA